Molecule: messenger RNA, 3881 nt
Organism: Corythoichthys intestinalis (scribbled pipefish)
Lineage: Eukaryota; Metazoa; Chordata; Actinopteri; Syngnathiformes; Syngnathidae
Gene: itgb1a
Product: integrin, beta 1a
Exons: 18
Coding region: 424-2829 (801 amino acids)
Biological process (GO): cell adhesion mediated by integrin; integrin-mediated signaling pathway; cell-matrix adhesion
Cellular component (GO): cell surface; focal adhesion; integrin complex
Molecular function (GO): collagen binding involved in cell-matrix adhesion; integrin binding; laminin binding
Source: RefSeq, a predicted model, not a curated record
AGGGUAGAGCUUCGUGUCAGCUUCUCCGCUUACCGUACCAAAAACUGAACAGGCGCUCACUCCCGGGAUCUUAUUCCAUUUUAUUUCACGUUUUGUUUUGAAGUAAAAACCAUUAACAUAUUUUAGGUGGAUUGGAGCAGUGGUAAUCUGCUGCAAGGUAUAGUUAGUAUCUUUUUUUUCUUUUUGUUUUUUGUGGAUAAAGUGGUCCAGUGCCAGCUGGGCGGUGAGUAACACCGCCGCUGCUGUGGCGGUUCAUCAGAGAAAGGACUGCUAUCUUCAGGGAGAUCUUUCGGAAAUACCACUUUAUUGCAAAGGUCUCCCUGUAAAAUAUCAAUGGGCGUGACUUCCGCGAAUCACCUUCAGGAGAUAUGCUGUGUGGCGGGAGAUCUGACUUCCCAAAUUGGAAAAUCGUUCUGAUGUGUGAUGGACCUGAAACUGCUUUUGCUAUCUGCACUGGUAGGAGUCUUCUGCAAUGCUCAAAAAGAGGGGAAUGAGUGCAUCAGUGCUAAUGCCAGAUACUGUGGAGAAUGCAUCCAGGCUGGAGCAAAAUGUGGCUGGUGUACAGAUCCAGACUUCCUAAAGCAAGGAGAGACAGUUUCUACCCGAUGUGACGAGCUUCAGUCUCUUAGAAACCGAGGUUGUCAAGAGAGGUUGAUAGAGAACCCUCGUGGAGAAAAAAGGAUCCUCCAGAACAAAAUGGUGACAAACCGCAGAAAGGGAGCCGAGAAACUAGAGCCGGAAGAAAUCACUCAGAUCCAACCUCAGAAGCUCACUCUCACCCUCAGAUCAGGUGAGCCCCAGUCUUUCAACCUGACCUUCAAGCGGGCAGAAGAUUAUCCCAUUGACCUGUACUACCUGAUGGACCUUUCUUACUCCAUGAAAGACGAUCUGGAGAAUGUGAAGAACUUGGGGACCAGUUUAAUGCUAGAAAUGUCAAAGAUCACAUCUGACUUCAGGAUAGGCUUUGGUUCUUUUGUGGAGAAGACAGUUAUGCCAUACAUCAGUACCACCCCAGCCAAGUUGUUGAACCCCUGUACCGGUGACCAGAACUGCACCAGCCCAUUCAGCUACAAGAACGUCCUUAAGCUCACAAGUGAUGGCAAAAAGUUCAACACCCUUGUAGGCCAGCAGCAUAUUUCUGGAAAUCUGGACUCUCCUGAGGGGGGCUUUGAUGCCAUCAUGCAAGUUGCUGUGUGUGGGGAGCAGAUUGGGUGGAGGAAUGUGACUCGCCUGCUGGUGUUUUCCACUGAUGCUGGCUUCCACUUUGCAGGAGAUGGCAAGCUAGGUGGCAUAGUACUGCCUAAUGAUGGAAAAUGUCACUUGGAAAACAAUUCGUACACCAUGAGCCACUACUAUGACUAUCCCUCGAUUGCUCACUUGGUUCAAAAGCUGAGUGACAACAACAUUCAAACCAUUUUUGCUGUCACAGAGGAGUUUCAGCCUGUUUACCAAGAGCUGAGAAAUCUGAUACCAAAAUCUGCAGUGGGCACCCUGUCUGCCAAUUCAAGCAAUGUUAUCAACCUUAUUAUAGAUGCAUACAAUUCACUUUCAUCUGAGGUCAUUCUGGAGAACAGCAAGCUUCCAGAAGGAGUGACCAUUGCUUACACAUCCCGCUGUAAGAAUGGAGCAAUUACAGAGGGUGAAAAUGGACGAAAGUGCUCCAACAUAUCAAUCGGAGAUGAGGUCACUUUUACCAUUAGUGUGACAUCUAAAGGCUGUCCAAAGCAAGGAAAGUCGGAGACAAUCAAGAUAAAGCCUUUAGGAUUUACAGAAGAGGUCGAGAUUACCCUCAACUUUAUUUGUGAGUGUGAAUGCCAUAAGGAGGGUGUGGCCAAAAGUGACAACUGCCACUUUGGGAAUGGGACCUAUGAAUGUGGAGCCUGCAAGUGUUAUGAGGGACGCGUUGGCAAAAUGUGUGAAUGCAGCAGCAAUGAUGUGGCCACAGAGGACAUGGACCGCACCUGCCGCAAAGACAAUGGCACUGACAUAUGCAGCAACAAUGGCGACUGUGUGUGCGGCACGUGCGAGUGUAAGAAAAGAGACAACCCAGAGGAGCGGUAUAGUGGGCAGUACUGCGAGUGUGACAACUUCAAUUGUGACCGCUCAGGGAACAAACUGUGUGGAGGGCACGGACGUUGUGAGUGCAGAGUAUGCAUCUGCGACAACAUGUGGACUGGAAGCGCCUGUGACUGUUCGUUGGAUACUAGCACUUGUCUGGCAAGCAACAAACAGAUUUGUAAUGGCAGAGGGAAGUGUGAAUGUGGGACCUGCAAGUGCACCGACCCCAAAUUCCAAGGUCCCACCUGUGAAACAUGCCCUACUUGUCCAGGGGUGUGCACUGAACACAAAGAGUGCGUCCAGUGUCGGGCAUUCGGCACAGGUGAAAUGAAGGAAACGUGCGAACGGGACUGUAGCUACUUCAACUUGAUCAAAGUGAAGGACCGGGAUAAGCUUCCUCAGCCCAACGAUGCCGCCUACCCUGUGAUGCACUGUAAGGAGAGAGACGCCAAUGACUGCUGGUUCUACUACACUUAUGCUGUCAACAACAAUACUGAGAAGGAGGUCCAUGUGGUUGAAACUCUGGAUUGUCCUGCUGGUCCUGACAUCAUCCCCAUUGUUCUGGGUGUAGUUGCUGGCAUUGUCUUGAUUGGAUUAGCACUUCUGCUCAUUUGGAAGCUGCUGACAAUCAUUCAUGACAGAAGAGAGUUUGCCAAAUUUGAGAAGGAGAAGAUGAAUGCCAAAUGGGAUACGCAAGAAAAUCCCAUAUACAAGAGUCCUAUCAAUCAGUUCCAGAAUCCAAACUAUGGACGUAGAGCUGCUGUUCUUUAAGGUGAAAAUCCAAUCUACAAAAGUGCUGUUACGACUGUGGUCAAUCCCAAAUAUGAAGGCAAAUGAUGAAGAGUUUGACAUCUGCUGCAUUUGAAGGAAGAUUAUGUUGUUGCAUUUUGUUGCUUCGUCAUUUAAAUGCACACGCGUCUGUAUUUUUACUAACACAUAUUUAUAUGCUUUUGUUGUAUUUUAGCUGUACAUUAUGUGUAUAUACUUUUCAAAUGCAUAUUUCUUAAAAGUUGAUCACUUUAAGUUGUUUUCUUUCCUGCCAAUGGUCUGUUGCGGGCAUAUAAUUUCACCUGAUUUACGGAUAAUGGAUAUCAUGUAUAUUAAUUUAUGCCCCAUAAAUAUUCAGCUUCUCAAAUGUUGCGUUUAUCUCCUGGCUUGUCCUCUAUCCACCUUACCCGUCUCUGCACUGACUGUUUGUCUCUGGUGUCCUUCUAUGUGACAAGAUCUAAAAUGUUUUUGAUACUUCAGUCAUUAGCCAUAACAUCACAUGAUAUCAUAAUAUGUGUAUAUGUUGAAAAGCAAAUAUCAAUUUACAUUUCAUCAUUUAUCUUCAGUUUAGCAUUUUGGCAAGGUUGUUAUGCUGCAAAAGUGAAUAUUUGUAAAUGUAGUUUGGACUGCAGCUCAGAACUAAUGAAGUUUUAUUGCACUCUGAAAUAUUGCUUACUUUGAAGGAAUUACACCACAAUAAAUGGAAUCAAAUGACAUUUUUUUUAUGGUUGAUAUGCAAUCGCGAAUGGAUUGUAAACCACUUGAAAAUUAGGAACUGCUAGCGAUGUUGUCAACUUUUUUUUUUUUUUUUUUUUAAUUAAUCUUAGCAAUCCUUUUUCUCAGGUCCUUUCCUGUGUUUUUGCUAAGCAUGCCAAAAAUGUCUUGUUUUUUUUUGUUUUGUUUUUUAAAGCAUUUAAUCAUUCACCUAAAUGCCUCACAAGCACCACACAUGCGCCUUUACAGUAUUGUUUGGAAAAAGUGCCUUUUAUUUCAAGUACCAUGAUAUCUCCCAAUGCUGUAAUGAUUUAUUUAUUAAAUAAACUGUAAAAACUAAA